Molecule: messenger RNA, 462 nt
Organism: Guillardia theta CCMP2712
Lineage: Eukaryota; Cryptophyceae; Pyrenomonadales; Geminigeraceae
Exons: 1
Coding region: 30-392 (120 amino acids)
Source: RefSeq, a predicted model, not a curated record
ACCUGGUCUACACCAGCUCACUUGCGGCCAUGCAGGCGAAGGCAGUGUGCGAGCAGGCGUGCGAGCUACUGCGGGAGCGGGCGGGGAGCGCCGGGGAGGCGAGAGGGGCGUCGCUGGAGGAGGCCGCGAAGGCGGCAGAGGCGGCUUCGGAGCCACAGCAGCCGAUGACGUUGAUGUCGAUGGUGGAGCCGGGGGCAGGGCUGGAGCUUGAGGGCUUUCUGGCGCAAACUCCGAGUAAGCCUUUGAGUGGGGAAGAGUUCGAUGGCAUGGGACAUCAUGACGAAGAGCCUUCAGAAUUCAGUCAUUUUGUGUCCCCGCCGGAAACGAGCUUGACCUCGAAUCUGUUUGACCCGGUCUCCCAUCCUUGUGGUUUCAGUUUUCAAUUCUUGUAAAUGUAGUGUGUUUUUAUACAAUUAUUAGCCUUGUUUGACUUGAAAUUAAAACGAAAUGUGAUAUUCAACG